AUGGCGAUGCUGAGAAAUCUUCUGCUUCUUUUUAUUGUGUUCUCCAUGGGGAAUGCAGAAGAUACAGUUGAUGUAGUUGAAAAAUGCCCCUAUGGAUGGACAAAUUUUGGAGUCAGAUGCUACAAGUUCUUCUCUCAGUCGGCUAACUGGAUCACAGCAGAGAGAAACUGCCAAAGUUUUGAUGCAAAUCUUGCAUCUGUGCAUAAUAAAAUUGAACAAGAUUUACUCCUGAGUCUGUUGCCUUCUUCCACACGUUGUUGGAUUGGUGCUCAUGAUGGUGAACAAGAAGGACAGUGGGUGUGGAGUGAUGGAACUCCAUAUGACUUUACCUACUGGGGCUCUGGAGAACCUAACAAUCUGGGUACUGAGAACUGCGGGGAGCUCAGCUUGAGCACUAACCGUUGGAAUGAUGUAACCUGUUCAACUUCACUGGGCUAUAUUUGUGCUAAAGACCUGUGAGAUCUACAGUCAUCCUGCUCCACAGUUACUUUUAUUUGUACUACAUUUACA
Sinocyclocheilus grahami is the source of this 510-nucleotide messenger RNA. RefSeq names its product galactose-specific lectin nattectin-like. Lineage: Eukaryota; Metazoa; Chordata; Actinopteri; Cypriniformes; Cyprinidae. The record is from RefSeq and is a predicted model, not a curated record. Bases 1 to 459 code for a protein of 152 amino acids. The transcript has 5 exons.